GCGUCUUGAACAGAGCUCCCAUUCCUCUGGUUUUCCUGACCCAAAACCUGUAAAAGCCAUAUAUAUCAUGACUCUGAAUUUAUCCUCUCCACGCCCCUCUUACUUCCCGCCUCCUCACUUCACUAAACCAUUCCAAACCCCUCCGAUUUCGAACUGCUAUAACAACACUCUCUUUACUUUUGUAUUCCGCAGUGGUUCUGUUCCCUCUGUUCUGAUCAAAACAGGGCCAUUGAAUUCUAGAGCUUCCUUGAGGGAAACCCAGAACAAUGCCGCCGAAGCUCUGGAACUGAUUGCUCUGACUCUGAGUAAAGAAAGAAACGGCGGUGUUGUUGAAGGUCAUGAUUGUCGUUCGAUUAUUAAGGCUGCACUUGAUCGCAACAAUGCUGACUUGGCUUUGUCUGUCUUCUAUGCCAUGCGGUCCAGCUUCGACACAGAUAUUGGUGAUAGUGGGCCUUUGGUUGAUACAUGGAAAUGGUGUAGACCUGAUGUGGGUGUCUACAUGUUAUUAGUUCAGGGUCUUGCGGCAUCAUUGAGGGUCUCAGAUGCUCUUAGGAUAAUAAAUGACAUUUGCCAGGGUGGAGUGUCUCCUGGUGAGGAGGUUCCUUUUGGAAAGGUUGUAAGGUGUCCAACUUGUAGGAUUGCUGUUGGUGUUGCUCAACCACAACAUGGCAUUCAGAUUGUAUCUUGUGCAAAAUGCCGCUACCAGUAUGAGCUUUUCUCUGGAAAUGUAAUUAGUGUUGACUCAGAAAAAAUCAGCAUGGAGAUUCCAGCAUGGAAAAGGGGACUAAAGUCUCUACCGAUAAUCAAAGAAAGCAUUCCUGCUGCUGUUCACUCUAUUGUGGUACAGACUCCUUCUGGGGUGGCACGUACACAAAGGUUUGCCUCUGAAACAGUUGAUCUCCCAGCGCAAGAAGGUGAAAGGGUAACUCUUGCUUCUGCUGCUCCUUCAAAUGUUUAUAGAGAAGUGGGGCCCUUCAGAUUUAGUCCCAAGGCCCCCAAUUUCUACCCUGGAGAACCUAUGUGCCUAACAAACCAUAAUGAUGGCCGGGAAUCUCUAUUACUGAGGGCCCCUGCAAAAGAUGGAAAUACAUCCUUACUUAACCCUUCCUUUCUCAUCCCACUUGUCAUUGUUCUGGCUGCUGGAGAUGCUGCCUCCGGAAUAAUAGAUCCCAGCUUGCCUCAGUUGCUGCCUGUUGUGGCCAUAGGAUCACUUGCUUGUGGAGCAGCCUUAAAUACUGUGGUUUUCCCUCAGUUGAAUCAGCUUCCCCAGAGAUCAGUAGAUGUUAUUGCUAUCAGGCAGCAGCUUUUAUCUCAAUAUGAUGUACUUCAGUCUCGUAUUAAAGAUCUUAGAGAAGCUGCUGUAAAAGAGGUCUGGACAUUGGCUCGGAUGUGCCAACUGGACAACAAAAUAUAUGCUGUGGGAGAAACUUCUUAUCGUGCACGUAGAAGUAGAAUCAAAAGGGUGCGAGAAGGCUUGGAGAAUUCCCUCAGGGGAAGGAUUGAACUUAUUGACAGUUAUGCAAGGAUUUCUUCAAUGAUUGAAAUUGAAGUGGAAAUGGACUCUGAUGUUCUUGCUGCUGAAUCAGCAAGCUCAGCAGAAACCAUUGCUGAACAGAUACAACAAAUCAUGGAAUUGGAGAAUCUUGAAGAGAAAUGGAGAUUCCAAGCUGAAGCAAAUGAUGAAGCAGAAAGACUCCUAAGUUCCCAACCUAUGCCAGCAGAAGACAUAAAGAUAUCUGAGGUGUAAUUCAUUUGCUUCAAGUGUUGCAAUAGUUUAACAUCAAAAUCUCAUGGAGCAUCAUCACAUUCACAUGGUUUAUUUGGACAAUUUGAAAGUGGGGCAUUGAAUCCUUUUACAAAGACAGCAUAUUUGAUGCCAGAUUGAAGAUUUUUUAGCAGCUAUCAACAAUCUCAGCAUAUCCUUGUGGAUGCAAUCUGUGUGCAUAAAUGAAGAAAUUGGGCUGGUCAAAUCUCAACAACUCAAUGAGUUAACCCCCAAACUCAUAUAUGUAUAAAUAAAUACUAACAUCAUUAUGUAUGUCUUCUGAAAUCAUGAAAUAAUCUCCUCCCUUGUAGAUUUUGCAAUGUUAAAGAUGCACCAAGGUUUGGGGGGUGUUCCCAUUUGUUUAGUUUUUGUGUUAAAAGAGUUCAUGGAAAUUGGAUGAAAAGUUGUAUGCAGUUGCAUUCUCAACUUUAGGUGAUGCUGAUUUCCAGCUGCCUAGCUGUUAGAUACGAGGAAAGAACAUGCAAAUCUAGCUUUGUUUUGUUGGCACAUCAUCUAUUGUCAUUGCUGUUGGUCCAAGUAAAGUAAUCCAAUCUGG
This is a messenger RNA of Rubroshorea leprosula, 2321 nucleotides long. The record is from the annotation of a GenBank genome assembly. Lineage: Eukaryota; Viridiplantae; Streptophyta; Magnoliopsida; Malvales; Dipterocarpaceae.